AUGUUGUAUAACUGCUUCGUGCUGCAGCAGCACUUGUUGUUGCUGCACCAUUUGCUGCUGCUACGUCGCUUGCUGCUGCUACCACACCGCGUGCAGCUGCUGCAUCGUCCGCUGCAGCAGCAGCAGCAGCAGCAGCAGCAGCAGCAGCAGCAGCAGCAGCAGCAGUUAUCUAGAGAGUUGAAUUGCUUUGCGUAUGAACUCAGCUGGGGGGUCCUCAAGGAAAGCCUGCGCAGCCACCGCAUCGACUGUCUGCAGCCGGGGGGACCGAGACACAGUUGCUUCUAUCACGGCCUGCAGCAGCAGCAGCAGCAGCAGCAGCAGCAGCAGCAGCAGCAGCAGCAGCAGCAACAGGAGGUCGUGGAGACAGCAGGAGCAACGGCAAUAAGCAGCAAACGCAACAAUGAACUGCAGCAGCAGCAGCAGCAGCAGCAGCAGCAGCAGCAGCAGCAGCAGCAGCAGCAGCAGCAGCAGCAGCACAGCAUUAUCAUGCAGCAAAAACACCAGCAGCAGCACCAGCCCUCCCCCCCUCCCCCCCCACCGCCAGCACCAGCAUAA
Molecule: messenger RNA, 555 nt
Organism: Eimeria mitis
Lineage: Eukaryota; Apicomplexa; Conoidasida; Eucoccidiorida; Eimeriidae
Exons: 2
Coding region: 1-555 (184 amino acids)
Source: RefSeq, a predicted model, not a curated record